Penicillium macrosclerotiorum is the source of this 1182-nucleotide messenger RNA. Its product is annotated as urease accessory protein UreD. Gene Ontology annotation, molecular function: nickel cation binding. NCBI's taxonomy places the organism in Eukaryota, Fungi, Ascomycota, Eurotiomycetes, Eurotiales, Aspergillaceae. The transcript has a single exon. The coding region runs from base 1 to 1182 and encodes 393 amino acids. The record is from RefSeq and is a predicted model, not a curated record.
AUGCGACAACCAGUCAUGCCAAUUCGCUCGCCCUUUGAGUCUUCCAUUGCGAAGCCGGGCCAGGGCAACGUCGUCCUCUCUCUCCUCCCUCCGAAUAACCCAACUCUCACCACUCUCACCUAUAAAUACCCUUUAAAGCUGGUCCCCCGAGCUCCCGGCUUCGUCCCCAGCCCAGAUCCCUCGACUCUUUCCGAAUCCUGCCCCUCACGGCCGGUACAUCUCUACCUUCUCACCUAUGGUGGUGGCCUACUGCCAGGUGAUCACAUCGAGGUGUCGAUCAAGCUUGAAUCCCGAACGCGAAUGGUGGUGACCACUCCGCAGGGCAGCACCAAGAUCUUCAAGACCGAUCCUACCUCAGACAAUGGUCUGAGUGUGAUCAAGGGCCACCGCAAGAAGAUGCCCGCCAACGACCAUCUGUCAGAUAUGAGCCAGCAAUCACUAGAUGUGCGGAUUGGUCGUCAAGCUGCCCUGUGCUACCUGCCAGAUCCGUCUGUGCCCUACAAGAACAGCCGGUACGCUCAGGUACAAACAUUCACGGUCGAUGCCACUGCCAAGGGUGACCAGCGCAGCAGUCUCUGUGUCCUGGACUGGGUCACGCAAGGUCGAACCUCACGCGGCGAGAACUGGGACUUCCGGUUUUGGCGCGGCCGCAACGAAGUCUGGGCCACCGACGAGAAGACCGGCAAGAGCCGCUUACUCCUUCGAGAUUCAGUGAUUCUGGACGAUGAGUCUGAGGACUUGAAUGAGUCAGACUCUGACAUUGACGACAUCGAGGGUGGCGGUUUAAAUAGCCACUCCAGCCGCGCCGACACGCCACCACCGCUGGCCGGUCUGGUGCCAUUGAACGUCAUCCAAGAACGUACUCGACCCCACGGUGUGGUCGGCACGCUGAUUUUGUCGGGCCCGGUGUUCGACAGCCUCGGCGCCUACCUCAUGCACCAAUUCAACUCACAGCCGCGCAUCGGCAGCCGGAAUUGGUCCGCCUCUGAAUCCGCACCUGAGCCCUCGCUCAGCACCAAAGGUGAUGUGACGUGGACAGCCGCCCGCGUGCGUGCCGGCUUCGUCCUGGUUAAGUUCGGCGCGAAGGACUUCGAGACCGCGAAGCACUGGCUCGGCGGACUGCUCCGCGAGGAGGGUAGUAUCGCGCGUGAAUUUGGCGAGGAAGCGCUCUUCUGCCUCUGA